AUGUACCGCCAAAUAUGCAUGUCCACGAAAAACCUCGAUCUACAACGCAUUGUCUGGCGUCGUGAUCCGACGUUACCCAUAAAGGAUUAUCGCAUGUUGCGCGUUACUUAUGGCGUUGCCGCUGUGUCCUACUUAGCCGUUAAAUCGCUGCAACAAACCGCAAAAUAUUCGUCACAUAUUCGUGAGAAGGCUGCUGCCGUCAUCCAUAAGGACUUUUACAUGGAUGAUCUUCUCACUGGUGCGUCUUCUAAAGAAGAGCUGCUAUGUUUACAACGAAACGUCUCCGAAAUACUGAAGGAAGGGGGCUUUGAACUUCGAAAAUGGGCGUCUAAUUUUGCGGAACUUUUUGAAAAUGUUUCGAAUGCAUCGGAAAAUAUAUCACACUACCUAGUCGAUAGUAAAGAUGUCCAUGCCUUGGGCCUGAUAUGGAAUACAGAGGAGGACUACUUCACGUUCUCAGUUAAUCUGAAUCAUCCACCCACUAUUUUAACGAAGAUAACAUUCUUGCUCGCUCCAGCGACCAUAAGAUCAAAGAUGUGGUUUCAGGAGAUCUGGCGUAUGAGUGUCGGUUGGGAUGACGUUAUUCCAGACUGCAUCGCAGCACAGUGGCGACAACAUCGCUCGGAAUUACUACUGCUAUCAAGUUUAAAGAUAAGUCGCUGGUUUGGCUCAGGAGCAGGUGAGUCGUUCACUGAACUACAUAUUUUCGCUGACGCUUCCGAACGCGCUUACGCUGCCGUAAUGUACGCGCGCACAUUACACAACGACGGCAGUAUUACUGUCGUGCUGAUCUCGUCGAAGACUAAGGUAGCACCACUUAAAACAACAACCCCGCCACGCGUAGAAUUGUGCGCUGCACAUCUUGCUGCUAAAUUGGCGCGAAACGUGUUACAUAGCUGGGGUGAUCUCCGCUAUCCGAUCUCCGCUAUCCGAUGCUUGGACUGA
Molecule: messenger RNA, 945 nt
Organism: Anastrepha obliqua
Lineage: Eukaryota; Metazoa; Arthropoda; Insecta; Diptera; Tephritidae
Exons: 1
Coding region: 1-945 (314 amino acids)
Source: RefSeq, a predicted model, not a curated record